Messenger RNA from Papaver somniferum (opium poppy), 1410 nucleotides. RefSeq names its product non-functional NADPH-dependent codeinone reductase 2-like. NCBI's taxonomy places the organism in Eukaryota, Viridiplantae, Streptophyta, Magnoliopsida, Ranunculales, Papaveraceae. Bases 122 to 1087 code for a protein of 321 amino acids. The transcript has 4 exons. The record is from RefSeq and is a predicted model, not a curated record. Gene Ontology annotation, molecular function: aldose reductase (NADPH) activity. Gene Ontology annotation, cellular component: cytosol.
UCUAUUUUGAUGAGUUACAAGAACUAAUUCAUUCCCAAGCAAAUAAGCACCAAAUGAAAAAUCAGUUUAUCUUUUUCUAAGCAAGUAGUAAAUAGAGAUAGAGACAAAGAGAGGAGGAAGAAUGGAGAAUGUAUUACCUGCAGUGACAUUGAGUUCUGGAAGUGUGAUGCCUAUAUUAGGUAUGGGGACUGCUGCAUACCCAUUAGUUGAACCGGAAGAAGCGAAAUUGGCGUUUUUGAAUGCUAUCAGGAAUGGUUACAGAAUUUUUGAUACAGCUGCUUCUUAUCAUUGUGAAGGAUUUCUUGGUGAAGCUAUAGCUGAAGCACUUCAACUUGGAUUAAUAAAAUCUCGAGACGAACUGUUUAUCACUUCUAAGCUCUGGCCCUGUGAUGCUCACCCUGACCUUGUCGUCCCCGCUAUUCAGAACUCUCUAAGGAAUUUGAAGUUGGAGUACCUUGAUCUAUAUCUGAUACAUUUUCCAAUAAGCACAAAACCAGCUGCAGGGCUUGUUUUUCCGCCACCGAAGGAUGCUUUGCUUCCAAUGGAUUACAAGUCUGUAUGGGCAGCUAUGGAAGAGUGUCAAAAGCUGGGUCUCACAAAGUCAAUUGGUGUCAGCAACUUCUCUUGUAAGAAGCUUCAAACCAUUUUGGACAUUGCUAACAUCCCUCCAGCUGUUAACCAAGUGGAGAUGAACCCAGUUUGGCAGAACUUGAAAUUGAGGGACUUCUGCAAGGCUAACACUAUCAUACUCACUGCCUACUCACCUUUAGGAGCCAGGGGAACCCCGUGGGGGUCUAAUGCAGUCUACGAGGAGCGAGUUCUGCAUGAAAUUGCUGAGGCUAAAGGGAAAACUCAUGCACAGGUGUGUCUGAGAUGGGUAUACGAGCAAGGAGUUAGUCUUAUAGUAAAGAGCUUCAAUGAGCAGAGGAUGAAGGAAAACAAGAUGAUUUUCGAUUGGGAACUGACUGAAGAUGAACUGGAAAGGAUAAGCAAAAUCCCACAGAGAAGAGGACUUCCAGGUGAUAUUUUUGUCUCAGAAACAGCACCUUUCAAGACUGUCGAAGAAUUCUGGGACGGAGAAGUUUGAUUCAACAUGGUUUUUCUAUAGGUCAAUCCUACAAUCAGAUUAUGCAACACAAUGCUCUAAUAAAUCAUUUGCCUCACUGAAAGAGAUCGGAAAAAGCCUAGUGCUAAGCAUGAAACCGGUCUUCCACAUCCACCAGCAUGAAAAAUCCAUUUCCAGAAUGACAUGACAUUUUGGUUUGUUUGCCAACUGCUCAGUCAUGCUAAUGUAUUGUCCAGAAAUCUUAAGUUUCACUAUCAUUCUCUGAUUAAGAAUCAAAAUUAAAAUUGAAGACAGAAUGUAAUGUUGAAAAUUUAACUACCAUCAAAACGAUGUCUAAAUUUACC